Molecule: messenger RNA, 2637 nt
Organism: Penicillium cataractarum
Lineage: Eukaryota; Fungi; Ascomycota; Eurotiomycetes; Eurotiales; Aspergillaceae
Exons: 8
Coding region: 1-2637 (878 amino acids)
Biological process (GO): septin cytoskeleton organization
Cellular component (GO): cytoplasm; plasma membrane; endocytic vesicle
Source: RefSeq, a predicted model, not a curated record
AUGGAACUCUCACGGCAGGAGUACCCGGCCUUGCUGGCUACUCUACACCCCAGUCAAGCUUCGACCAUCCUAAACGAUCGCAUCCGACUCAUCAACAAGAUCAAUGCGGAUAUUGCGGACUUCCUGCAGGAGCGCCGUCGCGUCGAAGAAGCCUAUGCCCAGAGCUUGCGGAAGCUAGCCAGUCGGCCACAAUUGGACAAUGGCGCCGCACUUGGCAUUUUCCAAAUCCCCUGGCAGCGCAUCAUUAAUGCCACCGAGGCCCUCGCCGUGUCGCACGAGACACUUGCGACCAAGAUCGAAGAGGACGUAGAGCGGCCCCUGAGAGAAUAUAGCAACAAGAAUCGGGAUAUGCAGUCAAUGCCAGGAAUUCAGAGCAACCUGGCGGGCCUUGCCAAAAAUAUCGAUGCUGCGCAAAAGAAAGUCGACAAGGCGAAGGGCAAGGGCGCCAAGGGCGCAAGUAGCCUUUCCAGCGCCAUCACUGCCGCGGAAGAGAUGAAUCAACAAUGGGAGUCGCGUGCUCCCUUUGUCUAUGAGCAACUACAGGCUGCGGAUGAAGGUCGCCUCAAUCACCUCCGCGAUGUCCUGACCCAGCUGGAGACCCACGAAGUGGACCAAGUCGAGCGCUGCCGGCAAGCCGCUGAGAGCUGUCUGAACGUUCUCCUUAAUGUGGAGACGGCGGAUGAGAUCAAGACCUUUGCUGCCAAAAUGGCUGGCAACCGAACACCUUUGUCACCUGUGACGUCGCGGCGACAGAACUCUCAAGCGGAGAUUCCCCCUACCGUUCCAGCUUCGGCCACACCUCCUCUAGCUGCUGCACCGCUUGCACCUCCACCGCAUAUUCAGGAUGAUGCAGCUAGCCAGCGAUCGGAGAGAUCGGAGACUCCAGCUCCAGCUCCAGCUGCUGCCGUGCAAACACCGCCAGCCCCAGAGCCGGUUCCUCGACAUACACCAUUGGGUGGUUUGAGGCGACUCGGGACAGUGAUGAACCGACGGAAGAGCGUGAUUGGACCGACAGCCGGAAGCUUUGACCGAAAGGCAGAGAAGAAGCAUCGUAGCCCAUUCGCACCCUUCAAGAGAUCCGACUCUUCAAGGGAGAUGCAAAUUCCUGAAUCUCCGCCAUCAACUGCGGAUCGACCUGGAACGUCUUUGACUGAGGAAUCAUCCUUGCGGAACCCCAGCGUAUCACACGAUCACAAUACCACUGAUGCCAUUACUCCUGCGCCAAUCGCUGAACAGGAACCAUCUACUGCAAAUGGAACCUUGGCAGAGGCUUCAGCUGCCAUCGUCAGCAAUGGCACCACUCCGGGCCAUGUUGAUUCUGAAGGCUUCACUGAGCGACCUUCAACUGUAGAUGAAAUUACACGUGCUCAGAGAGAGGCAGCAGGAUUGGAGGACUCUGGAAUGAACUUGACGAUUCGUGACCAGCCGAUCUUCGAAGAUGAGAGCCAAGCUAAGAAGGCCAUGGAUGAUAUGGCCAACACCCUUCGGAUGCGCGCCCCGCAGCCAGGUAUCAGACGGAAUGCAGGCACUAUUCGAGGCCGUCGUGACGUUCGAAACACCGUCUUUGUCCCCAACCCUGGCACCGAUAUGGCCGCCACAUCGGCGGCAUCUGAUCUAUACGGCCCAUCAUCUCCUAUCAGGCAUGCCCCGUCCCCCAGCACUGCGACGGAAGACCAUGCCAUGUCAGAUACUACAUCGGUUCGGUCAGGGCACACUAUGCAUGGCCCUGGGCCUAGCAUUCAUCCUGAGCUUCAUGAGCCUGGUCUGAAUGCAUCCAUCAUUGAAACCGUCAGUGCAUGGUUCUCAGAGGGCAACGUGACCAAGUCCUCCGUUGUGGGAGAGCUUGCCCUUUCACACAACCCUGCGCCGGGUGCUCCUGCAGACAACCUGCGCAUUCGUCUCGACAACUUCCCUGUCCUGGAGAAGGUUGCCGCCAACCCACACUUUGUCCACGAAGCCACUAAGGACGGUGCAGACGAGAAGCGUGGCGAGUACGAUAUCCAGCUGGGCAGCAUCUCGCGGCCCAUGCCAACCGUCGCCUUCAAGUAUCAGGUACACCUCGACCCAACCAACCCCUCGGCCUACUGCCCGGUCAUUUUCAAGCCAGCCUGGAAUCUGCAAGAAAACCAAGCAAGCGCAAUUAUAUUCUACUCUCUCAACCCCUCCUUCACCUCGGCUACCGGCUCAAUCACCCUUAAGAAUGUGAUCCUCACCGUCGGUCUGGAUAUUGCCGCCGAAGACGAGGUCACCAAGGAGCCGCGCGACUCGGUCGCCCACGCUACCAGCGCUGUGAUGUACCCCAACUCCGGUGCGACUUUCCGUCGCAAGACUUCCACCGUGAUCUGGAAGAUCCCUGAGCUGGAGGUCAAGGCCCCAGGUUCUGGCGGCGAGGACGGCAAGUUCCUCGUGCGUUUCGCUACAGCGACUCCCGGGCCCCGUAAGGGUGCCGUUGAGGCCAGAUUUGAGCUGCAUACUACCGAGACUGGCUCCAGGCUGGGUAUCAGUCGUGCUCCUGCGCACGCUGGUCCGAAGGAAAUUGAUCCUUUCGCGGAUGAGGGCAAGCCUGCUACCCCCCUCCCUUGGGAGGAAGUUCCGACGGCUCGCAAGUUAGUCGCCGGAAAGUACGUCUCUGCUUAG